AUGUGGAAGGAGACAACUUUUAUUUUUCAAACAAAACUGAAGAAAUUAAAAGGUGUUCUCAAAGAGUGGAAUUGGUCUGUCUUUGGGAACAUAAAUACUCAAAUUAACGAAGAUGAAAGAAAAGUUUAUGAAGCAAUGGAAAAUUCAAACAAGAAUCCAUUUAAUGUAGAAGCAUUAAAUUCCUUAGUUGAAGCCCGAGAUAACUACAAUUCUAAGGAAGUUCAGCUGAGUACUAUGCUAAAUCAAAAAUCAAGAACUAAAUGGGUGAAAGAAGCUGCAACAAAUACUGGGUUUUUUAAUGCAAACACGCAAAUCAGGCAAGCUAGGAACAUAAUCAGUGACUUGAAGUUGGAUGUUGAAAAUAUGGAUCAUAUGCUUACUGCAAUACCUUCAGUAAUUACACAAGAAAAUCAGGCUAUGUUGGAUGCAAUUUCCAGUGAAGAAGAAAUCAAAACAACAGUAUUCAGCAUGGAUCCAGAUAGCUCUCCAGGUCCAGAUGGCUUCUCAGGUUGCUUUUAUAGGGCUUGCUGGCAUAUUAUUUACAAUGAAUUUGUUCAGGUUAUUCAGUUCUGCUGGAGGAGAAAAUUCAUAACAAAAGGUCUUAACUCUAAAUUUUUAGUUCUCCUACCAAAAAUUGAAGGUGCAAGGCAGCCAAACCAAUUUAGACCAAUUGGUCUAAGUAAUGUUAGCUUCAAAAUAUUUACUAAGAUAAUAACUUCAAGAAUGAGUACUUUGCUGCACAAAUUAGUGUCUUCCCAACAAGCAUCUUAUGUUAAGGGAAGGUGCAUUCAAGAACAAAUGUUGUUGGCCUCUGAACUGAUCAAUGAAAUGAAGAAGAAGAGAAGAUGUGGAAACAUUGGUCUCAAGAUGGAUAUAUCUCAAGAUUAUGAUUAUGGGAUUAAGACAAGGAGAUCCAUAAUCUCCAAUCCUAUUGUCCUAAUGGAAGAAGCAUUGGGUAGAAAGAUUACAGAAUUUGUGGAUGCAGGAUUAAUCAUACCAAUGGUUGAAGGAAAGGGAUACAUCCCACUCAUCUUUUCUUUGCAGAUGAUGUUUUCAUCUUCCGCAAUGGGUCUAAAAAGAGCAUCAACAAUCUUCUGA
This is a messenger RNA of Papaver somniferum (opium poppy), 1098 nucleotides long. RefSeq lists its product as uncharacterized. NCBI's taxonomy places the organism in Eukaryota, Viridiplantae, Streptophyta, Magnoliopsida, Ranunculales, Papaveraceae. The coding region runs from base 1 to 1098 and encodes 365 amino acids. The transcript is spliced from 3 exons. The record is from RefSeq and is a predicted model, not a curated record.